GCGGCGAAUCAGUCGUCGGCGAACAACGCACGGGUCGAGUUGUGUGUCGCGCGAGUGCCCGCCAUAUGUUGAUACGCGCGAUCUACGUAGACAACAACAGCAACAGUUUCGUCGGGCGAUUCCAUGAUCGCAGCCGCGAGAAACGUCGAUCUGCGAGAACGCUCAUCCUUCCUCGGCAGCAAGGCACAGCGGGCAUUGAAGAAAAUGCCGAUUCUCUCGGAGCUGUCGCGCCGGUUUCACAUGUUAACGACGGACGCGAAACCGGAUCCGCCGCGCAUCGGCAUCCCCGGUUACACACACAAUCUGCCACCGACGGAGGACGAGGUGGCGAAGAAAACGCGGUCGAAAUCUGUGCCCACCACGUCGGAGGAAUUGCACAGGAACGACGAUAAGAAGGAUGACGACAUUGACGUGGCGUCGGUGCGACGGCAGAAGUCGAUGCCGAACGGCGCGACGCCCACGAGAGACUUCUGCGCGAAAGAGGAAGACCACACGGGGCCAACGAACGAAUCGAAGGAAUACAAACGACCGAGGACGCGGACGAAAGUGAAACACAGUAAAUAUUCGCAAGCCACGAACGUCGUGAAUUAUAACAUCGUCAACUCGAAAGGGGUAAAGAUCGGCUCGCGGACGAGCUACGUAUGCAACGUGAAUCACUAUGCGACGAACAACAACGCGACGACGCAGCCUGAGACAUCCUGGUCGAAGCCGAAGCACCGACCGAUGCCACAAAACGUGGAGGAGCUGAGCGAGUGCGACGAAGAGCUCGCGUUCGAAGAUAUGAUCACCGUCAAGACGCACGUCGGCCACGGCUGGAGGGACGUCGCGAGGAGGCUGUCGUACUCGGACGGUCAGAUCGAACAGUUCGAAGAGAAUUACAGGCACAAGGGCAUCGACGAGGUGAUAUAUCAGCUGCUGCUCGACUGGAAGCAAGCUAACACGCAAGACGCCCGACUGGGAACGUUAGUCAGCGCAUUGUGGUCUUGUCAAGAGUACGAUUGCGUCGAACGGCUAGUCGCGGCUCGCAAGACUCCGUUUUAGCCGGCGGCACGUCACAGGAAAUUUCCGCAUCUCUCAUCUUGAGAGACGUUUGUACAUACGUGCGCAAUCAAGCGCGAUUGUUUUUUUUACUCAAAAUAGCAUUCCAAUUAUUUUUAUACGUAUCGUAUGUAUAUAUAUAUACUUCAGCGCGCAUGAACUCGUAAAUAGCGUAUUCACCAUGCACGUGAUAUCGCGUGAAGGUCGUUUUUAUAUUCGUUUUUAUCGUGCCGAACCGGUCGAAGGAAUACCGAGUGGACAUGUGCAUUCGACCUUCGUCCGAUUCGGCAUCGUACAGAAUUUCAAUGAGGAAUUCCUGGCGACCCUGCCGGAAACAUGAUCUGGUUAAUAAUAUUCGAACAUAACACCCACACAUACGCAUAAUCGUCAUUUACACACACACACACACACACGCGCGCGCGCACAUUUUGUUACUUAUCCAUAUAAUCCACACUGUAAAAUCUAGAAUAAAUGUGUACUGCGAUUUUCUGCAAACUA
Messenger RNA from Dinoponera quadriceps, 1536 nucleotides. RefSeq lists its product as uncharacterized. Bases 124 to 1041 code for a protein of 305 amino acids. Gene Ontology annotation, biological process: signal transduction. The transcript is spliced from 4 exons. Gene Ontology annotation, molecular function: protein binding. Lineage: Eukaryota; Metazoa; Arthropoda; Insecta; Hymenoptera; Formicidae. The record is from RefSeq and is a predicted model, not a curated record.